AUGGCUGCCUUUGCAACGUUAGAGUCUGCCUCCCGGAAUCUAUGGACUAGAUCCACGGUCUCGCGUACAGAUGGUGUAUUGCGUAGACGUUCGACUCGGUCGACUCUGGCGAGGCUGUCUUCCCUACCGCAUGGGUCUGGUGCAACGGAGCAUCGGCCGCCUCCGAAAUGGCUUGUCAAUCGGCGAAAAGUGAACAGGCAAACUUGGUCGUCGGCUUGGCAAGCGUUUUCGUCGGCUGCCCAACCCACUGAUUCAGACGAUGUCAAUUUAUCAAAAGACUCCGACUCUGCACUGAAGACGCCGAUAGAUUUUAGCAAGGAAGACGAGCACGUCGAAGAGCGCAAACGCAAGCGGCUUUCUGAGGUACGCAUUUCUGAGGUGCUUCAAGCAAAACACUCUUAUCGCUGGGUGGAUCCAGUUAUUCCCCGAACUGCAACAGUUCAAGAAGCGAUUGUCACUACGAUUGAAGGUGGUUUGUCGGGUGCCAUGGUCCUCGAAGACGAGCACCACAAUCGAGUCUGCGGUCUCAUUACCUCCCGCGAUUUACUCCGCAUCAUGGCUUCAGGAGUCAAGGAAGGAGACACCCCGGAAGAAAUCAUGAACCGGUUGGUGGGUGAUUAUAUGACGCCCAUUUCGCAAGUUGUUUAUGGUCGUCCCGACGAAACGGUUGGCAUGUGUCGAACAAUCAUGGCCAGACUGGGCAUUAAAUGCUUGCCAAUCUUAUCACGUGAGGGUCGGGUGGAAGGACUCGUGACGGCAAGAGACAUGUCCGAUUUUGGACUUUCGGCUAAAGAUCGGGGUGGCAAGAAAUCGUACCUAAAUGAUGUUUCUGAACGUGUCGGCUUGAGCAGUAACACCAGUAUGGCGGAACCACCAAUUUACCUGAAAGCACAGUUGGCAUUGGGACCCACACCUCUGUUUAUCAAUGUAGGCGUCGCCGAAUUGCCGCAUCCAUUUAAAACAGCAGAUGGUGGUCUCGUUCAAGGAAUGCGAGUCCACCCGAAUGAAUCCAGACCUAACAGGGUUUACUCCAACCCAGACCUUGGAUUUAACGAUCUAUCUACGGAUCCCACUUUGUCGGAAGACUCAUGUUUUGUCACUAACGUCAAACUGCCGGAUGGAAAGAAAAAGACAUUGCGUGACUUUACGUACAUGGGAGUUGCCGACGGUGUUGGAAGUUGGCGUGAGUACGGCGUAGAUCCGCGACUUUUUGCAAGAAGACUGAUGGAGGAAUGUGAAAAUAUCCUUCUUGAGGCACAGCGAAACGGUCAAAUGGACGGCAAUAACUUUCGACAAGUCACGGCCCCCUCCGAUAUUAUGGCACAAGCAUUCGAACGGGUGAAGGCGGAAAAUGUCAUUGGAUCAAGUACAGCCUGCAUAGGAGUCUUUGAUCAGAUUCGGCAUCAGCUCCACUUUAGCAACUUGGGCGAUUCUGGGAUCAUUGUUCUGCGCCACAUUGAUUCGGAUGUGGCGGGUUCGUUGAAGCGUGAUCGGGUGACACCGAGGACCGAAAGAACGUCUGAUAUAAGGGUAGCUUUUGUAAGUCAGCAGCAACUGAAAUCCUUCAACCAUCCAUUUCAAAUUGGCUGGACGGGCGAGGAACUGAAAGAAGGGGAAAGCUCAUCCUUUCGGAACGCAGGCGAAUCGUGUACAUCUUCCAUUCAUUUACGACGUGGCGAUGUUGUUAUUAUGGCGACGGAUGGUUUAUUCGACAACGUGGAGUUGGACGACAUUUGUACCAUGGUGCUGGAGUGGGAGCAGCAGAAUGGUUUUGUCCGUGCUGGCGAUACCCAGGCUCGCGAAAAGCGAUGGCAGAUGGGCAAUUCGUUGACUCUUUUGUCAGCUGGCCGAAUAAAUGAUUUGGCCCAGCGACUGGUUAAGAAAGCUCGUGAAAAUUCCUUGGACUCGUCCCUGGAUUCUCCUUUUGCCAUUCUGGCAAAGGAAAAUGACAUUAUGUGGUCAGGUGGAAUGCCAGACGAUUGCAUUGUGAUUGCAAUGCAUGUUGUAGGACGAGACGCGAACGAUACAAUGGACUCCACAAAGAUGUAA
Molecule: messenger RNA, 2049 nt
Organism: Phaeodactylum tricornutum CCAP 1055/1
Lineage: Eukaryota; Bacillariophyta; Bacillariophyceae; Surirellales; Neidiaceae
Exons: 3
Coding region: 1-2049 (682 amino acids)
Source: RefSeq, a predicted model, not a curated record